UUUUUGGAGCUCUCCCGGGGCGUUCUGACCACUGAACAUAUCGUUCUGGGGAUUCCCCCCCCCCCCAGUUCCAUUAUUCCGUUAUAUCUACUGGUCGAUUUGUACUAUACCGUCCACAUUAUCACAGAACUCAAUUGACGAAUGCCUUGAUUCGGAAUACAUUGUAGUUUUAAAAACUGUUUUUAGAAAUGCCUGUAAUGUAAUGUAAUGUAGAAAGCAGAUCUGUCCCAACAGGCAUUCAUAAAAGUUACUGAUCUCUACAAGACUGGUGCACUCUUACCAAAACAUGCUGUCAUCACAACUUUUUUUAGCAUCAUAAUCAAUAAAAUAAGCGAUCAUUUUCCCAUCUCAUUUGAUUAAAAUACAGCAUAAUUCCUGUUUAGGUUUUCAAAACAUCACUUAAAUUACCUUUGCGCAAUUACGCGUGCUUUUCCUAGGUUCGUCAUAUUGUGUAUAUUUGGCAAAUGGAAAGGAGAAUAUUGAAACCAGCAUUUGUCUUAUUGUAAGAGGUUAAUUGACCGAACUUUAGAAAUACCACUCAUCAGUUAACUGCAAUUGUCUCCGCCCACUUUGGAUUUCACACACCCAAACAGCACCUCCUACACAGACGCUGAAUAUAUGCAAACGCGGAUUGGGUGCGGUGGUCAUUAUGUUGGGGGACCUGUGCAGAGAAGAGUAGGCUAUUUUAACCCAAUAGAGAAGGGGAACCGGACGGAAAAGCCUAUUAGUGACAGGUUCAAAAGAGUGCCAAUAAUAAAAUUCCAAUAGUGUUAAACAAAAUUGUUUGGAUGUUUGAAAAUUUAAGGAAUCUUCAAUAAUUUGGUCGUUCAGGUACGUAGCCUAUGCAGUGGAAGGGAGGUAGUCUAUUUAGUGAAACAGUUGAAUAUUUCAAAAUUUUCGCGGUUAUUGUUCAUGAAUUAACAUAUAACUGAUAUUUUUGUGCACAGAUGUAAGGCGUGUGAACUUUGUAACUGGCACAAAACGUUGUCGAACGAGAAUAAUCUUGUCAUUGCCUUUUAACAAUUUAGAGGGUUAAUGAUAGUUACGAACACUUCCUGAGAUUGCAUCCCGUUUGUAACAUUACUAGGUGCCUGUUACAUUGUAGGCAGGCACUAUCUUAAAAUGUGUGCCGAUGAAUGCAUCUAAUUCGUUUUGUCACUUAAGAGCCAGCAAAUGCCAUGCAUUUCUCGCCUACCAAAACAAACCUCAUGGUUUUCACAAAAAAAAAAAAAAAACUUCUCGGCGUGUCGUCGUUAUCUCAUGGUCAUUGCCUGGAAACAAGGUUAAACAUUUUUUUUAAACCCAGUAGGUCUUCUUCGUUCCUACUGCACACAAGCUACUUCUGUGAAAAAUGCUGUUGUGGGGUAUAGGCUACAUGGAGAUUAUUACUAUGGUACACCAUAAAAGGUUAUUCUUUGCAUAACAGCGCUUGCCAUAAUAUAAAACCACCAGCUUAAAAUAAUUUAUUAACAUAAUUUCGAUAUUUGUGAGAAUAACGGCUAAAAUGGCUAUAGCCCAGUUAGUCUAAUAAGGAUUUCAUACAGAGCAAUACAAGUACAUAGACAAUAAAGCAAAAAUGAAGCUUAACAUUAUUUUAAAAAAUGGCUUAUAAACGUCAAUGUGUAUAUGUGAUAAUUCAUAUACAAUGAAUGAAAUUCUAUCAUAGUACCAAGUUCUUGAAGUUGUUGGCAUUCUUUAAUUGCAACUCCUAGGAUAAAUUGCAACUUCCUCUCUAGUCGACUCUUAUCACCAUUGUACAAACUUUUCUGCCCAACAGAAAUCUGCAAAAUAGCAGGAACACGUGACACCAGGAUGUCUGUGGCAAUUUGAAGCGCUUUGGUACUCAACGCACUGUACAGUUUGGUGUCCGAAACGACUGCUAAUAUCUCUCCUGUCGGAACCGAAUGACCUUCAAAUCCUGAACCUGGCAUUUUAAUCAUGACUGUCACUUACACUGGAAGAGUGGCGAACGCUCGUUUUUGUGGGUUCUCUAAGUUGCUUUUGGCGUGGAAGGGAAGUAUUUACAAGGUAUUGUACAAGGAGUUCCUCGCGUUUUUCGCUAUGUACACCGCUAUCAGCAUCACAUACAGAUUCUUUCUCCUGGAUGAUCAUAAGAGGUACUUUGAAAAACUGGCCAUAUACUGUAAUCACUAUGCAAGCCUCAUCCCCAUGUCCUUCGUGUUAGGUUUUUAUGUGACGCUAGUGGUAAACCGCUGGUGGAGUCAGUACACCUGCAUCCCGUUGCCCGACCGACUCAUGUGCGUGCUCUCGGGUGGCUUGCAGGGCGGCGACGAGCGCGGCCGGCUGCUACGGCGCACCCUGAUGCGCUACGCUAGCCUGUCGGCACUGCUGAUCUUGCGCUCGGUCAGCACUGCCGUCUUCAAGCGCUUCCCCACCAUUGAUCACGUCGUGGAAGCCGGGUUUAUGACGAGGGAGGAGCGAAAGAAGUUCGAGAACCUGCAGUCGCCAUACAAUAAGUACUGGAUGCCGUGCGUGUGGUUCACAAACCUAGCGGCCGUGGCUCGCUGCGAAGGCAGGAUCAAGGAUGACAACACUCUCAAACUGCUGCUGGAGGAACUCAACGCAUUCAGAGGGAACUGCAGCAUGCUCUUCCAUUAUGACAUGAUCAGCGUGCCUCUGGUCUACACUCAGGUAGCAGAACAGCUAGUUAACCCCUUUGGUGAGGAUGAUGAUGAUUUUGAGACUAACUGGUUAAUUGACAGGAACUUCCAGGUGUCCAUGAUGGCUGUGGAUGAGAUGUAUGGUGACCUCCCGGUUCUGGAACGGGACCGUUACUGGAACGACUCGAACCCUCGUCCACCCUACACUGCUGCCACUCUUUUUGUCCUCCGAAAACCCUCCUUCCAGGGUUCCACUUUUGACAUGGCCGUUCCAAAAGAGGAGAUGCACUUCCAGCCCCUGGAGGACAUAGCAGAGAACCUGGAGGAGUCUGGGAGAAGGCACCCUAACCACGCCCUGCUCAGCCGCCUCCUGAACGUCGCCCCUUCCCCGACCGGCCUGGUGGGCGGAGCCAUCCGCCGGACCUCCGCCCAGCUCCAGAGACUGACGCGCUCCCCGAGCCCGGGCCCCGGCUCCUCGGUCUCCACGGACGACAGCGACGGAGACGACGACGGCGGCGGCAGCUCGAUGCGCUCCGCCCUGUGCCAGGACACCCAGAGCACCAUCUGCAGCUGCGGGGAGUUCGCCGGCCCCCGCCCGGCCCCACGGCCGGCGGGCGAGGGAGAGAGGGAGGGCGAGACGGAGAAGGACGACGUGAACCGCUGGCAGAGCAGGACGGAGAAAGAAAAGAGGGAUGAGAAGGAGGAGUACGAAAACAAGAAAGAGGCCUUCAAAGUGAAGUCCCCGGCUACUCCACCACCUCCCUUUCUCCCUCCCCCGCUAAAACCCCAGGACUCAACGGCGUACACUGCAGCACAGGCCCCAGGGCUCUUCCGCCACCCUCCCCAGAGACGGGCCUCCAACCAGUUCACAGCCAUCCCCUCCAGGUCCCCCGUGCUCAGGAUCAAGGACUACCCGACUUCCCCACGUGCCACGAGCAGCAGCUCAAUCCAGGACUUCUUCUCCUUCAAGCCAAUCGGCGAUCAGUCCAGGGCCACGCCCACUCCCACAAAGCCGGCCAAUGAAAGUGGGUCGAGACAGUCUCUGCUCACCGUCCCAACAUUUUCCAGUGCAGGUUCUCAAGAAAGAGCAUCUCCUCCAAUAACAACAACCUGCUCAACCCCAGCCAAUCACUGUCAGCAUUCGCAAAACGUUAGCGUGGGGUCAGAGGUGCAACAACCAGCCCAAUUAUUUCCAAAUGGCGAGAACAAUUAUUAGUGUAUGUAACAACGGCCAAUGUAAUAAAAACGGUCACUGUAAUAACUUUAUCCUCUUUAAUGUAUUAACUGCCGAUUGGUGCAAUAAUCUUGGAACGGUUAACGUAAUAACUUUUGCCAGUUCAUGUAGUAACAUACUGCAUUAAAUGGGGGUUUUUUUUUUUUUUUUUUUUUUUUUUUUUU
This is a messenger RNA of Anguilla anguilla (European eel), 4019 nucleotides long. RefSeq names its product bestrophin 2 (gene best2). Gene Ontology annotation, molecular function: chloride channel activity. Bases 1939 to 3837 code for a protein of 632 amino acids. Lineage: Eukaryota; Metazoa; Chordata; Actinopteri; Anguilliformes; Anguillidae. The transcript has 8 exons. The record is from RefSeq and is a predicted model, not a curated record.